Molecule: messenger RNA, 870 nt
Organism: Penicillium odoratum
Lineage: Eukaryota; Fungi; Ascomycota; Eurotiomycetes; Eurotiales; Aspergillaceae
Product: COG1/VPS51 family protein
Exons: 1
Coding region: 1-870 (289 amino acids)
Biological process (GO): endocytic recycling; retrograde transport, endosome to Golgi; lysosomal transport
Cellular component (GO): GARP complex; EARP complex; membrane
Source: RefSeq, a predicted model, not a curated record
AUGUCCACGAUAUCUUCUCCACGUCCGUCUAUUGCGUCUUCGCGGGCAGUUUCUCCAGCUCCGCCAUCAUCUCGCCCGUCCCUCGAUGUGCUGAACACGAACGUCGGCGGCGGCCUCAGUGCCUCUUCCACCCCAUCGACUACCCGCGCGAUCUCACCAAACCCCCGACGGAAUCGUUCGGCUUUGCGAGAUUACUACAACUUGAAACCACCAGGUACCGACUCUAGUACUGGACCUUCAUCUCGAUCUCGCAGCGUUCCCAGAAACACUGACGCGGGAGAUAUCUCGAACCCGACGGCUCUAUCCUCAGGGACAGAGCUCGACAAUGAGGACUUCGAUCCGCAACGCUACGUGGACCAUCUUCUCUCGACCUCCUCACUAUCCACCAUUCUCAAAGCGGAAAACACACUUGUUGGAGAUAUCCGUACCCUGGACGGAGAGCGCAAGGCCCUCGUCUACGAUAACUACUCGAAGUUGAUUCGCGCCGUCGAGACAAUUGGCAAGAUGCGGAAGAGUAUGGAUGAGCGCGGCGCACCAUUAACAAUGACCAAGACUCUGGGACCGGCUAUUGCGUUCGUGGCAGAGACGGCCGGUGGCCUGAUCAAUGAGGGGGAGGAGCAGCGGAAGCGGAUAAAAGAGGCGCGGGCAAAUGAGCCGGCGCCGGAGAAGAGGGCUGAAAAGGAGACUGUAAAGUGGGUGCUUUCGGCACCUGGGCGAUUGGCAGGUCUACUGGGAGAAGGACGACGGGAGGAUGCGGAUAAAGACUGGAAGGAGGUUCAGCAGCUUCUGGACGCCUGGGGUCCGGUUAAAGGUGUUGCUGAGAUCCGCCAGGCUUGUGAGAAAGUCAUGAACCAGAACCAAGAAGAUUGA